Anneissia japonica is the source of this 3983-nucleotide messenger RNA. RefSeq lists its product as uncharacterized. Bases 23 to 925 code for a protein of 300 amino acids. The transcript has 8 exons. NCBI's taxonomy places the organism in Eukaryota, Metazoa, Echinodermata, Crinoidea, Comatulida, Comatulidae. Gene Ontology annotation, biological process: signal transduction. Gene Ontology annotation, molecular function: protein binding. The record is from RefSeq and is a predicted model, not a curated record.
UAUUGAACAUGAUACAGCUCAGAUGGUAUCUAUCUACAUGGCCUCCGAGGAUUUCAUCCCUGAUAGUGUCUUCCAUCCUCUGGUUGUGAGCUUGAUUGGAAUGGUACAAGACAUGGGCUACACAGCCAUGCUGCAAUUAUUUAGCAACUAUGCUAACAUCCACCUUGGACGUGAACACACUCUCAGCUUAGGACCAGUAGUCAUUAAUAACAAGCCCUCAUUGAAGCUGGAAAUAUUACGGGUGCCUAUCAUUCAGGAGGAUGGUACCAAGACACCAAGAGGUGAACCCAGUCCUAGAGUCUGUAUGCAGGUGUUAGAGUUUCUGAAGAAAGAAAUGAAAGUACUGACGUCUGGAAUGAAGCACACACGUUAUAAGUUCCGUGUCCUGUGCUGGGUAAACUUGCAAGAAAUGCACUUCCACGAUUUGGAGGAGUGCCUGGAAAAUGACUGUAUCCUAUGUGGGAAGGUAUUGAUAACCACAGGCAAACUUCAGAGAAUGUUCAAGAAUAGGCAACUAGUGACAGAUUCUCCAAUGCAAUUAGCAGGUUCCAGUGUUACUGAAACAGCGCCACCAGAUGAAUGUCUUGGUUAUCUGGAAGACAAGCAUCUGCUUCAUAUUGCCAAAGACAUGAGACGGGAAUAUAAACAACUGGGUGUCAGACUGGGUCUCAGUUGGAACAGGCUCCAACAAAUAUGGAGUGACAACAGACAAUUGUUCGACUCCAUAAUGGAUAUGCUUACAGAAUGGAGGAAACAACAGAACUACGAGACAAAUCAAGUUGAGAUAAUGUGCAGAGCUUUGAAGGAGCAAGGACUCACAGAGCUUGCUAACAAAAUCUUUGGCUCUCAAAUGUCAGAGGUUAAAGAGUCCAAUGUAAAUGCAGGUGAAGAUACCAGUGGCAGAUUACCCACAACACACCAUUAAUACGAUGCAUCCCUUGACGACAAAGACCUGCUGUUCAUCUGUGAAGGUCUGCCCUCUGAUUGGAGGAGAUUAGGAGUGCGACUUGGACUUGAAUGGAACAAGAUUAAUGUCAUAGCAGACAACAACACACUGAAAGAUGGCAUCAUGGAAACUCUGGUGACUUGGAGAGAUGGCCAAUCAACAAACCAAAUGCCAAUCAUGAUCAACGCGUUGAGAGAACAGGGACUUGUACAAGUUGCAGAACGAUUGUGUGAAAGGCGUGGCUACAAAGACGACCUUGACGCUGCUGCAAAUCAACCUGAACUUUCAACACAACAUAGACUAGUAGGAGGGUACAUGCAAGAUGCUGAUCUAUUAUUUAUAUCUGAGAUGAUGGGUAGUGGUUGGAAAGCUAUUGCCAAGAAUCUUGGAAUAAAUGAAACGGAAAUUGAAGAUGUAGAUACAAAGUUUCAGAGACAGAUUAUGGACGCUGCUUUAGAAAUGCUUGUCCGAUGGAGGAACAGACAAGGAAGAAAUGUAAAUCAACUCAAAAUAUUGAAGGCAGCAUUGAUGAAAAAAAAUAAAAAGAUCGCAAAGAAAUUAUACGCAUACUACCAACAUGCAUAAAGAACUUGAAAGAACUUGAAUCAAUGAAUUAGUGAUACAUGUACUGUACCUAUCGGGUAUGGACUAAACAGAGAUUGUGGCACUAACGAAAUAAUAGUGUGAAAAUAUUUGAGAAAUAUUUACCAAAUACCAGAUAUAUCAUUACUAUUGCGUACAUUAACAAUAGUCUGCAUGGCCCAUUUGAUGUCAUGUUGUCUUGACACAACAAACAACAAUGCAGUUUAUUGGUUUAUGAAUUGCUAUCAAAACGAACAAACAAUUUUUAAUAUGAUAUCAGGCUACACCGAAAAGCAGAAAAAGGUUAAACUCACUGAGAAAAAUAAAGUUGAGAUAAAUGUGCAGGGCUUUGAAGAAGCAAGGACUCCUAAAACUUGCUAACAAGGACUUCGGCUCAGAGGUAUCAGAGGGUCAACCAUCCAGUUUAAAAGCAGUUAGAGUACUUGCCAGUGGACGAUUACAUCAAGUGCACCAGAAAUGCAAAGGAUUCUUAUGAGACAUUGAUAUGCAAUUCAUUGCAGAGGAGCUUGGAAAGGAUUGGAAAUCCUAUGGCAGCAUCAUUGGUCUAAAGAAACCUGAAAUAGUAAGAAUUGAGCUAGACUUUUCACCACCAACUGUGGACGCAAGACUGGAAAUGCUGGUUAUGUGGUGAGAAAGGCAAAACACUGAAGUAAACUACCUUGUAAAGAUGAGUGAUGUAUUGGAAAAACUUAGAAAGAAGGCAGUCGUUAAAAAACUACGGAAGUACUAACAGGAAACUCAUGAAGAAUAAUGACAGAACAUAGCUACACAUUGGUACUGACAAUUUCAAAAGACAAAUAGACAUUGAUUAGGCCAGGGAUAAUUCCCCCACCCGCACCACUGCGAUUACGACACUCAAUAGAAUUUAAUGCCACAGUGUAUCAUAGGGCAAAUAAUGACACAAGAUUUAAUAUGAUAUAUAGGGAGUAAAUGAUAAUAUACAGUAUAUAUAGGAAAUACAUAAUUUAAUAUUGUUCAUUUCCUGCCCCCACCACUGCGAUUACGACACUCAAUAGAGUUUAAUGCCACAGUGUAUCAUAGGGCAAAUAAUGACACAAGAUUUGAUAUUUUAUAUAGGAAGUAAAUGAUAAUAUACUGUAUAUAUAGGAAAUACAUAAUUUAAUAUUGUACAUUUCCUGCCCCCACCACUGCGAUUACGACACUCAAUAGAGUUUAAUGCCACAGUGUAGGGCAAAUAAUGACACAAGAUGAUUUGAUAUGUUAUAUAGGAAGUAAAUGAUAAUAUAAUACAGUAUAUAUAGGAAAUACAUAAUUUAAUAUUGUACAUUUGAUAAAUAUAACAGUAUUAUACAAAUAUAUACUGUGCUUUUAUAUUCUUUAAACAUAGAAUCAUAUUUUUGUGACAGCCAAGUUGCUUUACAUUAAUUAUAUGAUACAUUUUGUUUUUAUAUCACAACAAUGCAUUUAUAAUAUUAAUAAUAAUUAUAUGUUAGAUUUACAUAGCAUUUAACUCCACAAGGCUUCUAAGCGCUUUACAUUAUGUAUAUAAUGCAAUUGUACAUAAUAAUAAACACUUUCUCAUUUCAUAUUUAUAUAAAGAUAGUAUAUUUUUUAAACCAGCUAUUUAAGCUAAUUUUGAUACUGAAAGGCCAAACAAGUUUUUUUCAAUAAGAUUUUUAAAAAUAUUUUAGAAUGUUAUAUCUUAAGAAUUAAGAAAAAUACCUUCAUUUAAUUGAAAUAUUCUGAUUACAUGUUUGAGGGCGUUGUUUAUUAUGCCUGGGCCAAAGUUUUGUAAUUAUGGGAUGAUACCUCAAACACCAGCUCAAAUUUGCCGCAUGGAAAAUCGCAAGGAAAAUAGAUGCGCAGAAUCGUAAUUACUGCAUAAUACAUUUUUAUAUAUUAAGAUUAGGCCAAGGCCUAAUAUUUGGCAAAAUGUUUGCCCGGAGAAUAUAUUCCUCGCACAGCUUACUUUACAGUCUGCAGGAGUGGGAUAAAGAUGGUGGACAGUGUUACAUAUCUGGAUUCCUGCAUAAUUAAAAUAAAAUGGCCCAAAUUAUUCCAGUAUAGGAUGCAUUUUUUUUUUUAAAUAUCAAAUCUAAGCAUCCACAAAAAUAAAAAAUAGAAGGCUACGGCCCAGAAUGAUCAUAUCCUCGUCCCUUUUUCAAACUAUAAAGGUACAUAAACAUUAUUGAUAUCACAAAUGCUUGCCUUGUUGGUUAUUGUAUGUAUAGUAUUUUCAAGAUCUGAUUAUAUUAUUAAUAAUAUUUGUCCUCAUUCUAAUUGGAAAAUUUACCCCUGGGGACCGGCGUGGCCUGACUUGUAUUAUUUUUUUAAAUGGUCGAUUUGAAUUUUUUAACAUUUUUAUCUAUUGAGGUUUUUCAUUCCGUCUAUCCAAUUUGUAAAUUACAUAAUUAGGUUUUAUUUCUGCAAAAUGCAGGUUUUUAAAUAAAAUGUAAAUUGGUAAAUUGAUUGA